CGCCCCCCCGCCUUGCUGCCGCGACGACAACCAACCGACCCGAUCCCCCACAUUGUGCCAGCAGUGUAUAUAAGCCGUGCCCACAUCUCACCUCGGGACCCCUCUUCAGAACCUUGAGGGUCACUCUUCUUGCUUGACCAGUGCUACGUAGACCGACACGACACGCUCGCUUGGUACCGUAGACCUCUCUCCCCAUCUCUUCACAUCACCACCACCACCUCCUCCUCCACCCCAUCUCCACCACGAUGACCCAGUACGACGCUGGCGACGAGGAGCAUGCCAUCGUGCACAAGUACCCUCCCACCUCGUUCAGGGGCCAGCUCGAGGGCUGGCACGCCGACCGUGGUGACAAGACCUUCUUCCAGGCCGCCAUCCCCUCGUGGCGCAAGACCAACACGAGCGACGACGAGGUCAUCUACAACCCCAUCAAGCUGCUCGGUCUCCUUGGCUGGAUGGACUGGCUCUACUUCUUCUCGGGCUGGUGGGCCUGGACCUGUGACGGCUUUGACUACUUUGCUGUGUCGGUCACCCUCGCGCCCCUCGAGAAGCAGUUCAACCGCGGCGACCAUGCCCUCACCACGGCCAUCACCCUCACCCUCCUCUUCCGUUCGCUCGGAGCUAUCCUCUUCGGUCUGCUCGCCGACCGCUUCGGUCGCAAGUGGACCCUUGUUGUCAACUUGCUUCUGAUUGCCGUCUUUGAGCUCGCCUCGGGCUUUGUCAACACCUUCCAGGAGUUCCUUGGUGUUCGUGCCAUCUUCGGUAUCGUCAUGGGCGGUAUCUGGGGCCAGGCUGCCGCUACCGCCCUCGAGAACGUCCCCGUCCAGGCCCGUGGUCUCAUCUCGGGUAUCUUGCAGCAGGGUUACGCCGUUGGUUACCUCCUUGCCGCCGUCAUCAACCUCACUGUCGUUCAGAACUCCAAGUACGGCUGGCGCUCGAUCUACUUCAUCGGUGCCGGCUUCUCGCUCUCGGCCGCCAUUAUCCGUGCCUGCCUCCCCGAGUCGCGCCAGUACAUCCUCGCCCGUGAGCAGCUCAAGGCCGAGGGACUCAACCAGGGUGCCACCGCCAAGCGCUUCUUCAAGGAGAUUGGCAACAUGUUCAAGACCAACUGGGUCCGCUGCAUCUGGGGUGUCCUCGUCAUGACCGGCUUCAACUUCUUCUCGCACGGCUCGCAGGACCUCUACCCCAAGUACCUCCAGACCACCAAGUUCCUCACCGCCAAGCAGGCGUCGCGCGCCACCAUCAUCUCCAACUGUGGUGCCGUCGCCGGUGGCACCAUUGCCGGCUACCUCUCGCAGUACGCUGGUCGUCGUCUCACCGCCAUGGUCUUCAUCAUCAUCACCGCGUGCUUCAUCCCCCUCUGGAUCCUGCCCACCAAGUUUGGCGGCCUCGCUGCCGGCGGUUUCUGGGUCCAGUUCGGUGUCCAGGGUGCUUGGGGUAUCGUCCCCAUCUACCUCGGCGAGGUCUCGCCCCCCGCCUUCCGUGCCUCGUUCGCCGGUGUCGCCUACCAGCUCGGUAACAUGGUCUCGUCGGGCGCGGCCCAGAUCGAGGCUACUGCCGGUAACUCGUUGCGCAUCGCCGACCCCACCAAGAAGAACUGCACUGGCUCCUGGGUCGCCUGCUCCAUCCCCGACUACGCCAAGAUCCAGGGCAUCCUCAUCGGUAUCGUUGCUGCCUGGCUCCUCUUCUGGCUCUUCCUUGGCCCCGAGGCCGACGGAGCCCACUUUGAGCAGGCCAAGACUGCCUUCCAGGAGGGUGGUGGUCUUGCCGAGGCCCCCGACUUUGUCGCUCCCCAGCCUGGUCACGAGGGCAAGCACCAGGCCGACCACAUUGAGGACAGCAAGGACCGUGAUGUCGAGAAGGGUCAGACCAUCCACUAGGCGGUGGAUCGGGUCGUUAUUAUGUGAUUAAGCAAAGUAGUAGUAUUUUCCGUAUCAAACCUCUAGUCACCACCCAUUUCCGCGUCGCGAGGCCAGGGGGCUCCAAAAGGCCACAGGCCACAGCACGGGGGAAAUGCACUGUACUUUAGGCGGUCAUAAUAGGUAUGCAGGGAGCAUGUGUG
Messenger RNA from Vanrija pseudolonga, 2059 nucleotides. Its product is annotated as Carboxylic acid transporter. Gene Ontology annotation, biological process: plasma membrane lactate transport. Gene Ontology annotation, molecular function: secondary active monocarboxylate transmembrane transporter activity. Lineage: Eukaryota; Fungi; Basidiomycota; Tremellomycetes; Trichosporonales; Trichosporonaceae. Bases 246 to 1877 code for a protein of 543 amino acids. The record is from RefSeq and is a predicted model, not a curated record. The transcript has 5 exons.